Molecule: messenger RNA, 1852 nt
Organism: Pelodiscus sinensis (Chinese soft-shelled turtle)
Lineage: Eukaryota; Metazoa; Chordata; Testudines; Trionychidae
Source: RefSeq, a predicted model, not a curated record
CAAGAGAUUACCAGGUAAACAGAGAAGGCAACACACGCUGUCCCUGAGAUUAGUUUCCUCUCACGCACUUUUGGCAGAAGACCCAGGGAAAACCAGGCCGUCUGCAUUGCUCUGCACUCUGCUCUGGGGUGACAGGAUGCUUGGCUGGAUCGAGAGGGUGGUACCUCAGCCUCCUGGCACCCCUCACCAGGCAGCCCUAGUGGAGAAGGGGGAGAGAAAAGCAGAGCCCAGGGCGAUCGAUGGAGCAGCCAGGCCUGGCGAGGCAGAGCAGCUGCCCAAAGGGAACCUCACAUGUCCUGGGGAAUCUCCCGCCUGCGGUCAGACAGCAGGGGCAGGGAAGAAAGUGUCGUUCGUCACAACCCAAGAUCCGGGCCCAUCAUCCGUGUCUUCCACUGAGAGCGCCGGACGGGGGGUUCUUUCGUGGCUCUCCCAGGAGCUGGGCAAGGUCAUCCCUCAGCCAGCCCCGAAUCCAAGGAGGCUGGAGACCGUCAGAAAGAGCUUCGAGAACAGUCUGGACUUCCCUGACCAGACAGAAGUCCAGAGCAUAAAGGAAGAUGAGGACCAACUAGAGAUAACUACGCUUGCUCCAGAGGAAGAUGAGAUGCAGGAUCAUAGCGAGUUGCAUUCCAGCUCAGAUAACAAUAAUAAUGCCUCAGAAAAAGGGGCUGGAACCGGGGUGAUCAGCUGGCUGGUACAGGAGUUUGGAAAAAUGAUCCCGCAGCCGGGGAACGGGACCAAGCUUGAGGAGGCGCAGGAGGGCAAGUCUGAAGAGGCUGGCGUCAGAGAAGAACGCAAAGUGAGUGAGAGCCAGGCUGCACUCAAGGGAAGCUCGCGAGCCAGUCCCAGCGUAUCCAGAACCUCGGAGCAGGCCUCUACGGACGGCUUGUCGGGACCUGGAGCCUUUCUCUUUCCUCGGACACUCGGUGGCGACGGUGGCAGGGUGUUCAAGUGGUUUGCUCAGGGCCUGGAGAAGGUGGUUCCGCAGCCUCUCACCAGCGUGGGCCAAGAUGCUCCGGCUGCAGAAGCUGCAACCUUGUGUGCAGUGGAGGAGAGGGGGUAAGGGACUUAGAGCCUCUGAAACAAAGGGAAAAUGAAGACUUUGGAGAACUGCCCUUGCACAAAAUAUAAUGAAACCAGCCUGAAGAGCAAAUACUACGGGGUAGAGAGAGAGGGAGAAAGAUAUUUCUGCAAGUUCUUUCCUACUCACUCCGCACUUCCUCGAGCUGUACCAUGAACAAAACUAAAGGCUGAGCUGGUUUAAUUGCAAUCAAUGAGGAAAUAGAGCUUCAUGUUCCUGCAGAGAGAAAUCCGAUGCUCCCGCCGCAAGAUAUAGAUAUGUUAUGUUUGGUAAAAGGGAGAGGAGAGUCUUCCUUACUUUUUCUGCUUCUGGAGUCUUCAGAAUGCAGCCAGGUGUCAGGUCCACGCGGCUGUACAAUCACUGCCCAUGAAAUAUCCCUCUCGUGUGCCCUUCCAAAAAGGGGGCUUCCUAUUUUCUUCUCUUUCCACCACUUCUGACACCACAACAUGUUUUAAAGAGCCACAACAUACCAAAUAUCGAGCACGGAGAACGCCAGCUGCUGGCAGCUCUGGUCUCUGAAGUGAGCUUUCUUCCGCAGGGACUUAUCCUGAUUCAAUAACUGCUUGUAACUUCUCUCUGGAAACUCGUAUUCUCGCUCUUCCACUACAGGGCUGUUCUGCUUUAGCAACUAGGUGUGUGUGAGAGACCCAGAAUAGCAAAUGUUAUCACACUAAGCUAGGGGGACAGGGAGAUACGCUGGAGGACAGGGAGAGGGUCCAGAGUGACCAAGACAGAUUAGAGGAUUGGGCCAAAAGAAAUUUGAUGAGGUUCAAC